AUGAUUAUUCGAUUUUACUUUAUUUAUUUAUUAAAUAUUGGUAUUUAUUUAAUAAUUGUGAAUUCCUAUGAUAAUGUUAAAAUAUUCAAUGAUGAAAAUAAUACGGAUAUGUUAGAUGAAAGUUUUAUUACAUUACAUAGAGUUACACAUGAUAAUGUAUCGAAUCCGAUAUUUAUCAAUGACCCAUCAAUAUUUCUGACAAGUAUAUUACCACCAACAACAACUCCAAUGUCAAAGACAAUGAUGACUACAGAACCAACUGUACUUCCAAUAUAUAUUAUCACAAGUUUUAGUACACUAGCCACUACGAUACAAACUACUACUCUAUUAUAUAAUCCUGAUAAUUGUCCAAUGAAAGAUUUUGUUCAAUUACCUAACGGUACAUGUAUAUCAAAAAUUGAUGCACAAAAAAUUACAGUCAACGUAUUAAACAAUAGAUCUUACAAUGCAAUUGAUACAGCUCAUGCUCUUUCCUUAUAUGUAAGUUCAAUUACAAAUUCAACAACAAUAAAAAAUCAAACGGAUGUUUUAUCAGUGAAUAAUAUUAAUAAUAUUGUUGAUAAUCUAGAUGGUGUUAAUUUAACUAUAAACUCAAAUACAUCAUUUCUUAUGGUUCAACAUCCAAAUAAAGGUAAUAAUAUGAUUGUUUUGGGUGUUUCAUUUAAACAUGGUAUUGGUGGUAAAAUUGUUGAUACAUCAAAUGAACAAAAUAUAACGCACUCAUUUUUAUCAGCUGCAGCUAUUGUUAGUCAAGAAUCAUUAAAUGGUGUAAUAUCUUUUAAUAUGCUUAUUAUUGAUAAACCUACUGGAUAUGAAUAUGUUGAUAAUUCAACAAAUAAAACACUUGCAUCAUCUGUUAUUGUCACUAGUCUACGCCGAAAUAGUUCGAAUUUUGAUUCAAUGACUAUUUCGUUAUAUUUUAAACCUUUAGAUGAAUACAAACGGAAUGAUUCUGGAAAGUAUUUAUGUUCAUUUUAUGAUACAAAAAAUUUACAAUGGAAUGAAUCCGGUUGUAGUGAUGCUCAGUAUAAUAAAGAAUAUAAUCGAUAUGAAUGUGUUUGUUAUCAUCUAACUUCUUUUGCUCUUAUUUGGUUACCAGAAUCGUUAUUAACAGAAAUUGGUAGAAAAAAACUUGAUGCACAAGAUAUCGCUUCACUUAUAUUUCAAUCUAUCUCUAUUUUAUGCUUUCUAGCAAUUAUUAUUCAUGCAAUUAGUGUACGUAUUAUAAAAUCACCAAUAAAUAUCCAAGCGCUUAAUUUACUUCCAUUAAUCUCAACGGCAAGUACUACCAUACUUUUUAUUUUUUUUAUUAUACUUUCUAUGACUGUAUAUACACAAACAUCAUCUUCAAAUCAAACUCAAUGUUUUUUAAGUUCAAGUAUAUUGAUGUUUAUUACUUAUUUCUUGUUAAUUUUUAUGUUUUGCGUAAAAACAAGUGUUGGAUAUUUUUAUUAUUUACGUUUUGUUCGUCUUUUUCCACAACCAUCACAUCGAAAACUUUUUAUUAUGCUUAUAAUCUCAUUGUUUAUUUCUCUCUUAUGUGUUGCUUUUGCAAUUGGUUUCAAUACCAAACCAUCGUAUAAUAUUACACAAUUAUAUCCAUAUAGACUUUGUUGGUUUUCUCGAAAUGUUAUUUAUUAUUUUCUAACAAUACCUAUUUGUACAUUUCUUUUACUUAAUAUUAUAACAAUUAUUCUUGUUUCGAAAAGUAUAAUUACUUAUACACGUAAUGCUGUAACAUCUGGGCAAAUAAAUGAACGAUUAAAACGAUGUAUUCUUGUUUUAUUAUCAUCAUGUGUAACACAAGGUAUUGGAUGGUUGUUUGGUCCCUUUAUUUCAUUUAUAAGUCCAAUAGCUGGAAAUAUUUUAGGAUGGAUUUUUAUUAUAUUGAAUGGAUUGGAAGGUGUUUGGUCAAUAAUUUUGUAUGUAUUAAUUCGGUCACAACAGAUGGAUAAGCAAAGAUAUGCUUCAGCUGCAAUAGAACUUUUAAAAACAACUGGUGUUCCAUCAAGUAAAGAUAAAAAAUCCAAUAAGAAAGAAGAACAAAAAGAAAAUGAUGUUCAAAUCAUGCAUAAGAAUGUAGAACACGAACAACCAUCUAUACGCAAGAGAGAAGUGAUGGAUUUUCCCAUUGAUGACAACUUAAUUAAAGUAUCAAAUUAA
Messenger RNA from Rotaria sp. Silwood2, 2163 nucleotides. NCBI's taxonomy places the organism in Eukaryota, Metazoa, Rotifera, Eurotatoria, Philodinida, Philodinidae. The record is from the annotation of a GenBank genome assembly.